Sycon ciliatum is the source of this 2528-nucleotide messenger RNA. RefSeq lists its product as uncharacterized. The coding region runs from base 52 to 2073 and encodes 673 amino acids. The transcript has a single exon. NCBI's taxonomy places the organism in Eukaryota, Metazoa, Porifera, Calcarea, Leucosolenida, Sycettidae. The record is from RefSeq and is a predicted model, not a curated record.
CAUCACUUCAGAUUUUUCUUUCUCGUUCUGCUUAGAAAUUUGUUUGCAAACAUGUCGAUCCCAACAUUUACCGUUGAUGCGAGUCUCAGGGAAGCUUUGACAGAGCUAGAUAGAGAGUUUUUGGGCAUCGAAGUGGAGAUUGCCGAGUCAAGUGAUGAUUCUGACAGGGAGUUGUCGUUGGAGUUGUCAGAACUAUCCUCUUCCUCUGAUGAAGACGGCGAUGAUCGGGAAGACCACUUUUUGGACGAGUCACUCGAUGUGGAUGCAGUUGCAGCAUCAUACCUCGGCGAAGAGUCAGCGCAGGCUGCAGAACCAGCGCAGGCUGCAGAACCAGCGCUUGCUGAGGCGGCAGCUGCGGAAGAAAUAACUGUGAACUGCGGGUGCAGCAAAAAGUGCUUGGACAAGUUUGAUGCAGAAGAUGUUCGACUGCUGCAGCUCAACAUCGCAGAAAUGGAGAAAGGGGAGAAGGAGCUGGUGAUUUUGGGCCUUCUUGAGUCAUCCAAGUACUCUACUGACACCACGACUCAUGGGAAGAAGAGAAAGAAGCAAUGGCAUCGGUAUACUUACCAAGGCGAAGAGGUUUGCGCCGGUGGAUUUCGAUUGCUGUACAACAUCGGAUCGAAGCAACUAAAAAAUCUGAAAAAACACUUGGAGGAGAAUGGGCUGGUGCCACGGACCCAUGGCAAUGUCGGCAGGAAGCCUAAACAUGCUUUGUCGUACGAUACUGUGUCUGCCGUUGUGCAAUUUCUAAAAACUUACACUGAGCGCUUCGGCAUACCACAGCCAGCACCGACUCGAGGGCGAGCUGGAGCACCGCCAACUUAUCUGCCAGCGUCAUCAACGGUUAAAUCCAUCCACAAGUGCUAUGUGACCUCAUUAGAGGAAUCAGGCAUCAGGGCUGUGGGCUACCACACAUUUCGGUCCGUUUGGCUUGACUGCUUGCCAAACAUUCAGAUUAUGACGCCGCGCACUGACGUAUGCUCGCGCUGUGAGAAUUUCCGCCGACGGAUUCAGGAAGCACGGACGGAACCCGAGAAGAGUGCAGCAUGCGAUGAAUUCAAACAACACCUCGACGCAACGCAAGCAGAGCGUGACUACUACCGUCAAGCGACACUACAGGCCCGGGCAGAGCUUGAUGCAUGUACGACUAUCCAGCAGCAGCUGAGCCAGCCAUGUUCACGCGAUCUGCACCACCCGCACUACACGUUCGACUUUGCCCAGAACGUGGCACUGCCGCAGUCGGCACGUCAGGAGGGCCCCCUGUACUUUAAGGCACCUCGUAAGGUGCAAAUAUUUGGUGUGAACAAUGAAGCUGUGCCUCAGCAGGUCAACUACCUGAUCGACGAGUCAGACACCAUCGGGCAAGACGGCAAGUCGAGUCAUGGUCCGAACGCGGUGGCCUCCAUGCUGCACCAUUUUUUUUCAUUCUAUGGACUACAUGAGAAAGGCUGCCUCCUGCACUGUGAUAAUUGCGCAGGCCAGAACAAGAAUCGGACUAUCGUAGCGUAUUUCUGCUGGAGGGUGAUUAUGGGACUGCAUGACCGUAUUGAACUGUCCUUCAUGUUGACUGGCCAUACCCGGUGCCUUGUCGAUGGCUGCUUUGGCCUGCUGAAGCAAAAGUUCCGGCGUAGCGACUGCUACACCAUGGGGCAGCUGGUGGCAGUGGUCAAUGAAAGCGCAUCUUGCAACAAGGCCCAGCUGAUUCCUGGAUCUGGUUUGGAAUGGAGAGCCUGGGAUACAUUUCUGGCUCAACAUUUCAAGCCAGUGAAAGGAAUCCGCAAGGUUCAGCACAUGGUAUUCGACGCAGCUAAGCCCGGUAUUGUCAGUGUCAAGGCAUCCCUGGAAGACACCUACAGCGAUGUGGAGGUGCUCACCACGUCUAAAGACGCCCUUGUUGCCGCAGGGAUGCCCCCAGUCCUUCAAGCACCAGGACUAUCCGAACAACGACAGCAAUACCUCUAUAAUCAGAUCCGCCCGCAUGUGCCUGACCAAUUCCAGGAUGAGCUCUGCCCGAAGCCAGCUGUGCAUGUGUCUGCUAGUGCCGCUACUAGUGCUUCUCCGGUGGAGGAGUAAUGUAACAGACUCUGCUACCUCACGGCUACUUCAAAACUUUUUUAAUGCCAAAUUGCUGCUGGUUGUAUAUUUUCUUGCUGUAUUUUUAAUGUCUCGGGACGUGGACUUGCUCCAUCUUUGUGUGUUUGAUGGUGGUGGCAUGCCAGUAUUACCUUGUACAGUUUUUCCUCUUGGCCCAGUCAAAUGUCAGUGUCAAUUGCCAGUAACUACAGGCUGUGUGCAGGCUCAAACAUUCCCAUACAUUUCGUGUCGAUAAGUCCUCAAAGUUUUGUAUGAUCCUGUUCUUCGUAUGGCUGCAAAAUAUCUGAAAAGACACUUAGAAGAUUGACCGUAGCUUUGUCAAAAAUUGAGAUAAUUCAGCUCUGUUUUUUGCAUCGUUUUCUGCAUGAAACCAGCUUUCUUCUGAUGUUUAGAGCUCGGUUUGAGUAAAAAAAGCCAUUUGGUCCCUUUUCUCA